Messenger RNA from Colletotrichum scovillei, 675 nucleotides. RefSeq lists its product as uncharacterized. Lineage: Eukaryota; Fungi; Ascomycota; Sordariomycetes; Glomerellales; Glomerellaceae. Bases 1 to 675 code for a protein of 224 amino acids. The transcript has 4 exons. The record is from RefSeq and is a predicted model, not a curated record.
AUGGACAGCCGUAGCGACAGGAUUAGCCUAUACGAGUGUACUUUGGCCGUUGCGAACUACUUGAGUCUUGUGGUACUCAAUAUCUCAACGGACUUCCUCAUUGUAUCGAUACCACUACCACUCUUGUGGGCCGUCAAGCUCAGUAUCAAACGAAAGCUUGCUAUUGGACUUCUACUCUGCUCGGGCAUAUUCGUCAUGAUCGCCGCGUUGCUCCGCUGCAUCCUGUCGCUCAAGGACAUUGAAGGUAUCAAUGUUAGCACCAUCUGGGCAAUUAGAGAGACUUUUGUUGGAAUCAUCGCCGUGAACGCAGCCUGCAUCAGACCACUGUUCUCUUCCUCACAUUGGUUGAGGUCUACUAAGGGCAGCAGCGGAGCCAACCAGAAGUACCCCGGCUCAGGUGACAGAUACGGCCAUCAGUUAGUCACAAUAGGAGGUGGAGGGCAAAGCGCCGAUCGAUCUGGAUUGCCUUCAAAGAGACGGUAUAACAAGUACAACAUGACGGAGCUGGACAACAACUCAAGCGAAGAGCAGAUUGUCAAAUCGUCCGACUCAGCCAGCUGGCCUCAAAAUGGAGAUCGCGACGGCAGUCUGAACAGCAAAUCUAGCGGGCAGCACGGUCAUGGUGGUAUUGUUGUGACAACGACGUACGAGGUGAGGCCCGAAAACAGAGUUUGA